Messenger RNA from Cotesia glomerata, 2598 nucleotides. RefSeq lists its product as uncharacterized. The transcript has 10 exons. The coding region runs from base 133 to 2526 and encodes 797 amino acids. The record is from RefSeq and is a predicted model, not a curated record. NCBI's taxonomy places the organism in Eukaryota, Metazoa, Arthropoda, Insecta, Hymenoptera, Braconidae.
AAAGCAUCUUUCAUGGCGUCACCUUAUGUUUCGGCUUUGUGUUUAGUUUCAUAACUUUAUAAACUUACGAUAAAAAUUGCUGAUAGAUUAUUUAUAUAUAUGUAAACAUAUAAAUGAGAAGAAAUAAUAAAAAUGCCUCCGAAAAAAAAUACUACUGGCAAGAAAAUUUCGAAAAAAGCAUUUGCCUUAAUAUGGUGGGUUCAAGAGGGAACGAAGGACAUCAUACCAGCAUGUAAAAUACCCAACAAAAGUCGUACACCAGGUUCUAUAAUAAAAUUAAAGUGGGAAAAUUUUAAAACAAAAAUAGUUGGGUUACAUGAAGCCAAAAUAAUAGCAAUAGAUACUAAUUAUGAAGAAUUAAAUACCAUCCUACUUGACGAUAAAGGUAAUGUCCAUGAUUUUGCGGAUAAAUUAUUUGUAAAAGACGUAUUGGAACGAAAACGUAAAGCUGCCGACGACGCUAAAGAUAUUAAAAAUUCAAAAGUUGCGAAGAGAUCUAGCUUUGAAGACGAACUAUCUGGUACUUCAUCUCUAUUCUCACAUCGUAAGUCUAGUAUGAAACUGGAUAAACCACCAGUGUUAUCAACAAAUAUUAGUCCAGUUAUACGUAGUGUUGAGGUUACUGAUACUUCAAGAAAUCUCUCUUAUAAAACGAACGAAUCAGGUUAUUCUCAGAUGUUAGCUUGCGUUUCAAGUCCAGUUACCUCUGCUUCAAAUGACCAGCAAUUUAAAUUGAUUAACCUCUCUAAAAGAAAUAAUGAUGCGUCUGCUAAGGUUAAUGAAAAUGUUAGUCAAGAUGAUACGCAUAAUACACCAGUUUAUGCAUUUUCAAGCAAUACAAUGGAAAUACCACCAUCUACAUUUGGAUGUCAUUCUUCAGACUCGAACCAUUCCGGAGAAAAUUAUGACACGUUCAUGAAGACUAUUGAAACUGUUGAAAAAAAAACUGCAGCUCAUACAACUUCAAAUCAUACGAUGACAAUACCAUCAGCUUCAUCAAAAUGUCAUAUUUUAGAUUUAUCUUUGGAAAACUCCCGAAAUCUUCAUUGUAAUAAAGACGUUAUUAUUAAAACUAAUUAUCAGCCUUCUGAACCAUUAAAUUUUUCAACAAAAAGCAACAAUUCAUCUGGUACUUUACAAACUAACAAUGAUACAUUUUUCAUAACAGCUGAUGUUACAGCACAUGAAGAUUUUGAUCAAAUUUAUCCCGCUAACAGAAAACGUACUAAAAACCAAGAACCAUUUAUGUUAACUGAAGAGUCUAAUGUACCAAAUGGUGUAGAACAAAGCUAUAUAAACAAUGAAGUUGAAGAAAUAAACUGCACAGAAAAAACUGAGACUGCCGAAAUUAGUAUUGGUGCACUGCAUACGUUUAUGCCAAAUAAUGUCACCAUUGAUGACAUUCAACAAUUUGAAAGAGUUUAUGCUGGAAUAAAAAAAGCACAUGAACAGCAAAUUAAAAGUAACGCUAACUUGUGUGCAGCCGUUGAGAUAUCAGAAGAUUUUUAUACAGCCGGAGAGAAUAAGAUCGAGAUAUGGAUUGGUUCUGGUUUAUAUUUAUCUCAAGCAGUAGUUACUUCUUUAAAAAAAAAUUCUGUUGACAAGAAAGGAAAUCCGAGCUGGAAAAAAUUUGUAACCUUGGUAAUUCUUGAAGUAUAUGGCGAUAACAUUGGAAAUUUUUCGGCCAACGGUAAGAGAGGAUGCGAGUAUCCGAGCAUUGAUUCGAAUUUUUUUGAAGCUUUAUUCAGUUGGGUUAAAUCCAAAUUUACAACUGAAAAAAUAACUAAGCAAAGCUACAGUUCCGUUAUUAAUGGAAUAGCUUGGAAGAAACGGACUAAAAUUACUUCGGUUGCUUUUGACCAAAUUUCAGAAAAUAAUCUUCAGUUCUUUGGAAAAAUCGUGAGUGCUCUUAAGAAAAAUGUUGCAUGGCAAGAAGAAGCAAAAGAUCGAGAUAUGCAAGUAAAAGAUCUUCUUGAACCCGGCUCGGAUAAAGCUAAAAUCAGUGAAAGUUAUCAUAUCUACUUUCCGAAAGAUGCAAUUUCAUACAUUCAAAGAAAAUCUACUAUAGCGAACAACAUAUCUGACUGGAAAGUUCUUGUUAAAGAUGCUCUUUUAGAAAUCUAUAAAUCAGAUCUCAUUAAUUAUUCUGCAAAGGGUACUCGAUCAAACAAAAGUGUCGGUAUUGAUCAACAAGUAUAUAAAGCAAUAUUAGCUUGGGCAAGAUCCAGGACUAAAGAAACAAUCACAGAUACGGAAUUCGUUAAUUAUGUUAAUAAAAUUAUUUCAAAUAAAAGAUUGUAUAUUAAAAAUGAUCUGCCACUAAAAGAAUUGACACCAAAUAAUAAUAUUAACAUUGAGUUGGAGAAUUGUCAAGGUUCAACAUCACAGCAAGCAUUGGUCCAUUUAGAAACUGUUUCCCCUAGCGGUCAGUAUCUAGUCAGUUCAGAAAGCGAAAAUAUAAUACAACAAUCAUUGAACGUACUUCAAUAUGAAUAUGAUGAUGGCUCUACAUAUUUAAACAUGUAGAUUCUUCAUCCAAAAUGUAACUUUUUAUAUUCAGAUUUAGAUUAUUGAUAGUUGUUUUAAUUAUAUUGACAA